This is a messenger RNA of Panthera uncia (snow leopard), 2003 nucleotides long. RefSeq names its product sulfotransferase family 1B member 1 (gene SULT1B1). The transcript is spliced from 7 exons. Lineage: Eukaryota; Metazoa; Chordata; Mammalia; Carnivora; Felidae. The coding region runs from base 145 to 1035 and encodes 296 amino acids. Gene Ontology annotation, cellular component: cytoplasm. The record is from RefSeq and is a predicted model, not a curated record. Gene Ontology annotation, biological process: sulfation. Gene Ontology annotation, molecular function: sulfotransferase activity.
GGCCAAUUUCACUCUGUAUCAACUAACAGUGUCUUAAGAAUAACAUUAGUUACUCAACUUCUAAUUUUUAUUUUCUUUAUUCUCCCAAGACUGGAUUGUCAGAAAAUAGCAAUAUCUUAAGAAUUUGUACAACCUGGUAUAAAAAUGACUUCCCCAAACGACAUCAUGAGAAAAAACCUGAAGAUGAUUCAUGGCUGUCCCAUGGUCUAUGCAUUUACAAACAACUGGGAAAAGAUUGAACAGUUCCACAGCAGACCCGAUGACAUCGUGAUAGCCACUUACCCCAAAUCAGGUACCACUUGGGUUAGUGAAAUUGUGGACAUGGUUGUAAAUAAUGGAGAUGUUGAAAAAUGUAAGCGGGAUUUUAUAACAGUUAAAGUUCCAAUGUUGGAAAUGGCCGUCCCUGGACUAAGAACUUCAGGAAUAGAACAAUUAGAGAAGAAUCCCUCACCCCGGCUUGUGAAGACACAUCUACCAAUUGAUCUCCUUCCUAAGUCUUUCUGGGAGAACAACUGCAAGAUGAUUUAUAUGGCUCGAAAUGCCAAGGAUGUUGCAGUUUCGUAUUACCAUUUUGACUUAAUGAAUAAUUUGCAACCUGUUCCUGGCACCUGGCAAGAAUACCUGGAGAAGUUCAUGACUGGAAAUGUGGCCUAUGGUUCCUGGUUUAAUCAUGUUAAGAGCUGGUGGAAGAAAAAGGAAGAACACCCAAUACUUUUCUUGCACUAUGAAGAUAUGAAAGAGAAUCCAAAGCAGGAAGUCAAGAAGAUUAUGAGAUUUCUAGAGAAGAAUUUGAAUGAUGAGGUCUUGGAUAAGAUCAUCCAUCACACCUCAUUUGAAAUGAUGAAAGACAACCCUCUGGUGAAUUACACACAUAUACCAAGUACAGUGAUGGAUCACAGCAAAUCCUCUUUUAUGCGUAAAGGGAUUGCAGGUGACUGGAAGAAUUACUUCACAGUGGCCCAAAAUGAGAAAUUUGAUGCCAUUUACAAGAAGGAAAUGUCUGGAACUGCACUUCAGUUCCGCACAGAGAUUUAAAGAGCCUACACUGCCAAUCUGAAGGAGGAAGAACUGAGCUGUAAUUUGUUAAAAUGGGCAGUUAUGACUUUACUUGGGCAGUCAAAUGGACUUAUAAAGGAGAAAAUGUGCUUUUAAAAUGGAUUUUUUUUUUUUUAGCGUCAUUAAUCAGGUCUCAGUUUCACUCCUGACUCUGAGCUUCCAAAUUCCCUAAAGUUAGGGCCAAUUGUUACCUUUUUGUAGGAUCUUCCUGCCUUUUCCUAGACUAGUAUGAACCGCAAAGUACAUAUCCUACUCAAUCUCUACAUAUUGUGGCUGAGAAUUCUGUUCCCCUCCCUAUUAACAUGGUCCAAGAAGUCCUAUUUGCACCCUGAAACUAUAUUUUUUAGCUCUGCCCCAGCUUCCCUUUGUUGAAAAUUUGACUCAGGACACUGUGUUCCAUUGCUGUCUUCCAGGUUUCAAGUUGUUCCCUGGGUCAUAGAUCAUCUUCUCACAGUGUCACUAUUUGGAUAACAUAGUUCAUGUCCCAGAUGAUGUGGUUCAGAUUUCAGAAAUGUUGUUCCUAUACCUAAUUUCUAAGCAUACAAAUUUUUAAUUGAUGAGGAUCCAAUUUCUGGGUCUCCAUAGGUGAAAGGCCUAUACUGGUCUCCCUAAGACCCUUCCAUGGGAACUGUAGCUCUGCUCUGAGAGCCUGGACUGAGGCAGCAACCUGCUUCCUGUGCAAAGUCCUCCCCAACCUCAACAGUCUCUACUGCAAGGCUGAGAAUUGUCUAUUGUCAUGCACUGGGCAGCAUUCAGGAAUUUCAGUUACUUCAUUUUGUGAUUUUUUUUUUUUUUUUUUUUUUGGUGUGUGUGUGUGGCAUUUAUCAAACUGGUACCAAAGGGAGACUCUGUUCUGAAUUUCCACUAUGCCCUUCUCACCCCAUUUCCCUUCUGUGUACCAUCCAACACCUAUGCCCAUCAGCUUGGGCUCUUUGAUAAAAUGCUUC